AUGGAUGGAGUAUGUCAAGAAUUGCGACGCGAACAAACGUCUAGUAAACACAUUACUGGCUCUUGCAAAAAGACCAAGGUGAAAUAUUUGUUGAAACAAUUAAAAUUGGACUGGAAUUCAAUCGAAGAUAGUGGUGAAAUUAGAAUAUUAGAGAAAUAUGCUAUUGAAAAUCGCGUUGUAACAUUAAUUUUAUGUUUUUGUUCCGCAUUUGGUAUGUUUGCUCUUAUAACUGUAGAAUUUACACCAAUUGUCCUUGAUGCUGUCAUAUAUCCUAUCAAUAAAUCUCGAUCACGUAAAAUAAUAGUAGAUUUCGAGUUUUUUAUUGACGAGAAUCAAUAUUUUUAUAUUUAUUUAAUAUCUGAAGUCGUAUUAGUACUAACUGCGCUGUUAACCAUACUUGCAACUGGAACAUUAUUGUUGGCACUUCUCAGGCAUUAUUGCGCAACUUUGAAAAUUGCUAGAUACAUGUCGCUGUGGUACAAGGCACCUGUAACAGUACAGAAAUUGUUAUUGUUUAUGAUGCAAAUCACUUCGAAAAGCCUUGUACCGAAUAUUGGUGGUUUAUACGUUUCAGUAUUGGAAAGCUUUACCACGGUUUCGAAAAUGGCACUAUCCUUCGCGAUGAUACUUUACUCCUGUAAUACAACGGAUUCAUAA
Messenger RNA from Cyphomyrmex costatus, 657 nucleotides. RefSeq lists its product as uncharacterized. Gene Ontology annotation, molecular function: olfactory receptor activity; odorant binding. The record is from RefSeq and is a predicted model, not a curated record. Bases 1 to 657 code for a protein of 218 amino acids. Gene Ontology annotation, biological process: detection of chemical stimulus involved in sensory perception of smell; sensory perception of smell. Gene Ontology annotation, cellular component: plasma membrane. The transcript is spliced from 5 exons. Lineage: Eukaryota; Metazoa; Arthropoda; Insecta; Hymenoptera; Formicidae.